This is a messenger RNA of Pseudogymnoascus verrucosus, 1534 nucleotides long. RefSeq lists its product as uncharacterized. The coding region runs from base 137 to 1219 and encodes 360 amino acids. Gene Ontology annotation, cellular component: mitochondrion. The transcript has 2 exons. Gene Ontology annotation, molecular function: metal ion binding; maleylacetate reductase activity; alcohol dehydrogenase (NAD+) activity. Lineage: Eukaryota; Fungi; Ascomycota; Leotiomycetes; Thelebolales; Thelebolaceae. The record is from RefSeq and is a predicted model, not a curated record.
CACAAGACUAACCAGUCUUCAUUUGUUAGAAGCACGAUUUAUCUUCUUUUAUCUUCUUCUAGUUUCUUCUUUUCUUUUCUUCUUUUCUUCUUUUCCUUUAUCCUUAUUUUGAAAUGAGAAUAGUCUCCUCGGCAUCAUGAGUGUCAUGCAAAACUUCACCUACAAUGCCUCCCCUGUCCGGGUUGUCUUUGGUAGCGGUACUGUCAAGCAGCUCUCUGCGGAAAUCUCCCGUCAGAAGCUGACUGCACCUCUGCUUGUCUCGACUCCAGGACAAGUCAAUGAAGCAGAAACCUUGAAGACAAAUCUUGAUGGCAAGAUCGCCGGCAUCUUCACUGAGGCGACGAUGCACACGCCGACAAACGUCACCGACAAGGCGGUUGAAUUUGCAAAGUCCGUAAAGGCAGACGCUGUUGUGUCGAUCGGAGGUGGAAGUACAAUCGGACUUGGAAAGGCUAUCAGUAUUCGUACUGGUUUGCCUCAUAUCUGUAUACCGACAACGUAUGCUGGGUCAGAAAUGACUCCGAUUUUGGGCGAGACGGCAGAUGGACAGAAGAAGACUAGGAACGAUCCUAAAAUUCUCCCAGGCACUGUCAUCUACGAUGUCGACUUCACCAUGACUCUGCCGGUAGCACUGAGUGCCACGAGUGGUGUGAAUGCAAUUGCGCACUCAGUGGAAGCGCUUUAUGCUCAGAAUACCAACCCCAUUAUCAACCUUCUUGCCCUUGAGGGCAUUAAGGCUCUCGCGGAGUCCCUCCCCAUUAUCGCAAAGUUGCCCUCGGAUGUUGCUGCCCGCACAACAGCCCAAUAUGGAGCUUGGCUCUGUGGCAUGUGUCUCGGAUCAGUUGGAAUGGCCCUCCACCAUAAAAUCUGCCACACCAUUGGAGGAUCAUUUAAUAUGCCCCAUGCGGAAACCCACACGAUCAUGCUGCCUCACGUUCUAGCAUAUAAUUCCCCAAUGAUCCCCGACGUAAUGAAAAAGCUAGCCGACGUGUUCCCCGAGAGCAACGGCGAUGCCGUCCAUGGUCUCAACGUUCUCCUAACAAAGCUCGAGGUCAAACGGGGACUGAAAGACUUCGGAUUUAAGGAGGAAGAUAUUGACAAGGCUGCAGAUAUUGCGGUUAGCCACCCUUAUUACAAUCCACGACCAGUUGAGAGACAUUCAGUCCGAGAACUUAUUCGAAGGGCGUGGGCUGGAGAGGAAGCUAAAGCAGAUCUAUAAAACUGAAUGACGAGGGAAGCAGACCAAACUUGGCAUUUGUACCUGACGUAUCACGCUAUAGCGGAGAUCUAGAGCAGGCGGCAUGGGCCUAUAAGGAUAUCAACGCAGUUGCAAAAAUAACGAAGCCCGACUGCCGUUGUGGUAGCCGCUAUCGAAGGGCUUAAGCGCUCUCACGUUGUCUCCUUUACUUACAUAAUCGCGGAACUACUAAAUAAUGGCCACCUGCCCCAUGCUUAGCUUUGUUCUACAACUUGGCUGCAUUAUUUGGCCCCCUACUGUCAUCCGCAUCCUAAACAUAAACUGUGCAUCCGGUGG